UUAAUUUGAGUCGUAUAGUCAGUCCUUGUCUGUCAUCAGCAAGGCUUGAGUGUGAAGGAGGUCUUCAAAAUUUGUUACAAUAUUAAUAAGCAUGCUACUUAGUCUCAGUCGCAAGGGUGUUGACUUCAUCUUUGCUUAUCGCCAUCAUCUCCCUAUGCACAAGCGGUUUGUAUCUAUGUCGAAUGUUCAACGAAUCUUACUUUCAUCCGAUAAGUAUUCUCCCAUGUCUGCCCCGCAUGGCCUGGCAGCAUUACGAUGGGCAUCAUUAGCAGCCAACAUUGAUGCUGACGAAGUGGAGGAACGACUACGAAAAGGCGGUUGGGAUCCACAAUGGCGAUUUGGGAUGUACAAACAAGCCCAUUAUCAUAGCACAACGCAUGAGUUGUUGGUAGUGAUCAAGGGACAUGCAACGAUACAACUUGGAGGGACGGAUGAACGUGCUCAUCCUCGCAAUCGAUCAAGCGAACAGACGACAGAGAAUGUCGAGUUGAGAGAAGGCGAUGUGCUGCUUUUACCCGCGGGCUAUACACAUAGAGCAGUAGAAUCUCAUUCUGGCUUCACGAUGAUAGGGUCAUAUCCUCAAGCAGCAGAGCAUUGGGACAAUUUCAAAACUGAUCAAAGAAGCGCCACGUAAAGGAUUAUUUGAAGGAAAAAGUCCGGAAAAGCUGUUAAGCGAUGACGACACUGCUGCUGCUGCUGCUGCUGCUGCUGCUGCUGCUAAUAAAGGUGAUGUUGACACAGCUUGGUUGGAUCUGUAGCAUUGAUGGCCCCCCAUAUUCCCACGGCAACAAAUUAACAACAAAAGAUGAUGAUGGUAUUGUACUUACUCCUGUGCAUUGAUGCCAAGUCAAGUCACACACGAUCUUGCAUUUUUGAGAAACGGACGCGCAAAAUGAGCGCCAAGCGGGGCAUCUGAUC
Meira miltonrushii is the source of this 918-nucleotide messenger RNA. RefSeq lists its product as uncharacterized. The record is from RefSeq and is a predicted model, not a curated record. NCBI's taxonomy places the organism in Eukaryota, Fungi, Basidiomycota, Exobasidiomycetes, Exobasidiales, Brachybasidiaceae. The transcript has 3 exons. Bases 92 to 634 code for a protein of 180 amino acids.